Molecule: messenger RNA, 1069 nt
Organism: Vespula vulgaris
Lineage: Eukaryota; Metazoa; Arthropoda; Insecta; Hymenoptera; Vespidae
Product: zinc finger protein 425-like
Exons: 4
Coding region: 1-699 (232 amino acids)
Biological process (GO): regulation of transcription by RNA polymerase II
Cellular component (GO): nucleus
Molecular function (GO): RNA polymerase II transcription regulatory region sequence-specific DNA binding; DNA-binding transcription factor activity, RNA polymerase II-specific
Source: RefSeq, a predicted model, not a curated record
AUGAUCGAGAAGAUCUACGGACUCGCAUCGAGUGGGACUGAGACCGUUCCGGGUUUCUUCACUAGUCUUAGUUGGAGUGGUGAAACCAUUGUGACACGUAGGAUAUCUUCGAGGAAUAACGACAACGUACCAGCACCGUUGACCCCGCAACGACGUGCCAGGCUCCAUUGUCCUAUUCGACAUCCUGGAAGGAACAAUCGUCCAUUGGGUAGCAUACAAACUUCGGGCCAUGAUCGUCGUCACAAUUGUUCGAGAUGCGGCAAGAGCUAUAAAAACGCCUAUAUACUUAAGAGACACUUAUUGUACGAGUGCGGCAAGGCACCAUCAUUCAGUUGUCCCCAUUGCCCCUUCAGUUCGAAAUACGAAAGGAAUUUGAAAGCCCAUAUUAAUCAUCGUCACAUGGACGUAAUACAAUCCGCCCAAUCAGCGGCCACUGCGCUCAAUCAAAGAAAAAUGAAAAUGAAAGAAGUAGCUAUUGGAAUUUCAAUGGCAAGAUUCUCGUCCCAUGGUGAUUUCAUCCUGAAGCCAUUUCCAUGUCAUCAGUGUCACAGAUCGUAUAAAAACAAGGGAAGCCUGAAACGUCAUCUUGAAGACGAGUGUGGGAAAGAACCCAAAUACAUCUGCACCAUCUGUGACAAGGGAUUUCAUCAGAAAGCGAACUUUAAGCGUCACAAAUCCACGAUACACGAACAUAUUUGAUUCAUUAAUCCGUGAAAAUAAAAAAUCACGAAUCAUUUACAACGAAAGAAAAGAAAAGAAUAGAAAAACAAAAUAAAAUACAAUAAAAUAAAAUACAGUAAAAUAAAAUAAAAUAAAAUAAAAUAAAAUAAAAAGACAGGCCACGCGAUAAAAUCGUGUGACACGUAUGUAAGUACGAACGACGAGGCCCGAUAAAAAAAAAAAAAAAAACAAAAAUUAACUUUUCUUUUCUCAAGAUUUAACCGUAUCUUUUCAUUGUUUUAUUGAUAAUUUGUUUCACGAGUCGCUGGUUGAUUUGUCGAAAUAUAAUAAUAAGAAGAAGAAGAAGACAAAGAAGAAGAAGAAGUAAACAAAACUUAUAGAGUAGAAA